Rhipicephalus sanguineus (brown dog tick) is the source of this 6667-nucleotide messenger RNA. RefSeq lists its product as uncharacterized. The record is from RefSeq and is a predicted model, not a curated record. Gene Ontology annotation, biological process: cilium assembly. Lineage: Eukaryota; Metazoa; Arthropoda; Arachnida; Ixodida; Ixodidae. Gene Ontology annotation, cellular component: cilium; microtubule. Gene Ontology annotation, molecular function: microtubule binding.
CUAGGCGCGCGAGCACUACAUAUGUUUAAUGAAUUUGUUGUUUGUGUUGGUGCUUCGUCGUCGGCUUCAUUUUAAACGCGAUGUUUCGCGUUACAAGCGGAACAGCGCGCGAAGGAACGCCGUGUUCUCUCUGGCUCGUCCUUGAUUGUGCGUACAUACGUGUUUUUAUUUCCUCGCCACGCACCGUGCGCUUGCGAAAGGACAUCGCGGGUGGGAUUGUUUAGUCGGCCAGUGGAACCGUUGUCAUGGUGUUGACCCUGUUCAAACUUUUUUGACAGCUUGCGCAUCGUUGCGCUGCUCCGCUGCUAUCGCGAAUCGUUUGCUUUGCCUGUUUCGCUUGCCCGAAUGCCUCUGCGAUGUUCUCGUGCAGUUCCUUUGCGAGGUUUCGAGCCCGAAGCGACGCCUUCUCGUCGUGAGUUAACGAGUUUGCGUUCGGGGAGAGCAUGAUUCCGGGAAAUGAUGCUCGCAACCAGUUCCAGUCAUCGGAGCCGACGCACUGGGUUUCCAAGGCGCCCACGGGCUCGGAAGAUGUAAUCACGCUCACCAAAGCUCAGUUACAAAAGCUGCUUAGAGCACUGGAAGCUCAAGAGCCCUCUGAUACAAUAGCAACUGCCUCAGUGCCAACCAUCACCAAUGGCCUUAGUAAACUGCCCAUCUCAGGAGAUGACUGCUUGCCAAACUGGGUAAAACGCAACAGUGGAGCCCCCGCGGCACUCAGCACUCCAAUGAGUCAUCUCUCGCUGGCUUUUCUCAGCAGGCUUUCAAACUCGCAUCCGGAGCUCGGGACAGCAUCGAGCCGUCCUUUCUCCAAGCUGGCUCAGAAGCAGCGACAGUGGGAGAAGGAGAGAGCUGAAAUGCAGGAGUGGCAUCCUUGGGGGCGUCCUGGUGGAGGCGCACCCCGCUGCCAACCCGUGGCGGCUGUGCCACCGCGCACUGAUGCCCAGGUUCUGCGAGUGCAAGCGACCACAGCAGCGUCUUCCACCGGGGCCUACCCUUCACGCGCACCUUCUCCGCCAACUCUGCCGCACCUGCCGCCAAACGGAGGAGGGGUGAGCCCUACGUUUGUUCGCAGGGUACCCCCUUACCUUCGGAGUCAACUGCCAUUUGGGCCCGCUUACGAUGUUCAGGAGGACGAGAAGGAUGAAGCGAAGAGGCGUUGGAUUCAAGAGCUUGAGCACCAGCGUGAAGAGAACCACCGACGUGGCGUGGAGAACCGUCACGCAUCCCUGAGCAAUGGCUCCUGCUGGGCCGACAGCGAGUCUCUGGGGUCCGAGAAGUUGGUCAGACCGGGGGAGGAUUGCUCAGAGAGUGUGUGGUCCGUUACACGAGGCCAAGGUUACCGGCCCGGUACUGAUGCCAAGAUGUCGACGAAUGAUGAAAAGAGGAUAAGGGCGCUGGAAUACCAGCGAGCUAUUCAGGCCCAAAUGCAAGAGAAGCAGGAGCGGUUGCGUGCCGAGCGAGAGGCGAGGAUUCGGGAGGAGCGGGAGCAGGAGCGCCGCCUGGAGGAAGAACGGCGCAAGCUGGAACUCGAAUACCAGGAAGAGCAACGCAAACUGAGGGAGAAAAAGGAACGUGAAGAGAAGGCACGCCUUCUGCUGAUAACCAAAAUGCAACAGGCUACGGAGGAGGCAGAAGCUCUACGAAAAGCCAGGCGAAGCCAGAGGUUUCACCACUUGUCUCAGCCAGAUCAAGGGGCACAGCAGCUCGGCAACUUUGACUCCACGGGCUCGGUCGACGCCGACUUUUCCACGUCCCUGGAAAGGAUAUCAUCAUCCAUGGCUGGGAUAUCAAACAUCGCCAGUGAAGAACAGACCGAUCUAUCAACGCAGCAGAACCUCUCCUCUGCGCAGAUGUCCUCCCAGGCUAUGCUCCCAGUGCCUCAGCUGCAAACUUCGGUGCCAGCAACGAUGGCUCCCUCGGCUGCAGUGCGUCCUCUGCGAGGCGAUCACAGCAUCGCAGCCGGCAACAAAGUGCAGCGAGAAAUGUCCAGCCAGACGGACGGCAGCCUCUCCACCUCCGUCUGCUCCAGCCGCUGUUCCCUGCUCUCAUCUGCGGGAAUGGUGGAACUGAGCCCCUACAUCGAGAACAGGGUCCUGACGCCAACGAAAGUGCGCAUCGCUCAGCACGCCCUGCGAUCCCAGCAGCAGCGCUGUCGCGAGUUCGGCAUCCAGACGGACAUAUCGCUGCCCUGUGGAUGGAACCACAGUGUCCUUUGUGACAACACAACGCAGCUGGCUCAGGAGUUCGAGACAAGGAGCUGUCUCAGGGAGUUCCCACCUUACACGACUGCUGUCCGAAGACUCCAGCACAGCCUGCCAAUGAAGGGAGUUCAUAAAAAGCCUUCCGCCUAUACGCCAUCAGAGAACCUUCGUGAGUCGGCUACCGCGCAGCGAGCUCCCAUGGCUGUGAACAAAAACAGGGUAUCGAGUGUGCUUCCCGCUGCUAUUGCCCGAAGCAGUGCCCAGAAGCUGCAGGAGCUGCGAAGGCAGCACUCCGAACAGGAGUCCGGAGUGCGACGCCUGCGUGCGGCGUCCCAGUUUUCGUCGCAGGUCGUCGGCAGGGGCGGCAUUACUGAGAGGAACAGAGGCAGAGCUCCAGUCAGAGUUGCAGGUCAGGUGCCUCUUCAUUUCGAAGAAGAAGCCUUGCAGAAUACCACUCAGAGUGAAGAGGAAGACAGCACAAUCCGUGACAGUGUCUCGCAUCGUCCGGCCCACAGUCCUCCCAUCCCAGCACACCGCGAUAAGAUUCUGCUGCCGUCGCCGCACCGCUCCGAGAAAACCAACGUCUCAAACUCGUCGAACGUUUCCUCGGAAGUUUCGGUCACCCCCGGUAAAGGUUCGGCCACCCCAGGAAAAGUUGCGGAGACCCCUCCAGCCUCGAGGAAGCGCUGGCGGAGACAAGAGGUGUACGUGCCGCAGCAGCCAUUUGGGGAAACACGGUCACCGAAACUGAGUACGACGCCGAACCGCAGCAGAGUGGGAAACACUCCUGCCCGGGAUUUCCAGCUCCAGGGAAUCGUGGAGCGGCAGAGGUCGGUGAGCGUCACCGGGGCUCGGCGCAACCAGUCGCCGUCGCCAGACCGGCGAGCACAGCGCUCUUCUUCUCAGGAUCCAUUAGUUCAUCCCGAAUUGGUGACCAGCUGCCCGACCCGCCGGCAGGACAAGAUCUUGCAGCAGUUAUUUACACUCAGACAGGGACUGCUUAUCAAGCAACGGGAGAUGGAGAGCCACUUGGUAAAAGUGAAUCAGUGAUUGGUCUCGGGACACUCGCCAGCCUUCAUCUUCGUAGUAGUGUCGUCGUAGGUGUGCAUUCAUUGUAGCAGCAUGCUUUUUGUUUUGUCUUGUUUUUCAUGGGUGCAAGCAUGCAUUGCAGCCCAGCACAAACUUUCAAUGUUGCUCUGUGAGUGUGUGUAGAUGUUAGAGUGCUUUUAACAUAAAUGGGUACCACUGCCUUAACCUUACCUGACAUAGUAUACUACUUUUCUCAUAGGACUGCCCCAUUAACCCUAAGCGAAAUGUAGUCACCAUGUUGUUGAUGUCGAAGAACAUCCCUUUACUGUCAUCAUGUAAAAAACUACCUUUCAAGAAGUACCAUUGUGUUUUCAAAAUGGCUCUUCAUGUAACGCUUGUUACAUUACAUGUCUGUUGUUACUUCACUCUCGUUUUAGCUAAGAUGGCCUCUUUGUAUAACUUCAGUGUUCUUGGGGCUGUCAUUGUUUAUCACCUUUUAGUUGUUGUGCAAGUUGUGUAUUUACUGACCUUUACUCACGUGUAAAGUUUUUUUCUUUACAUGAAACAUUUACCUGCAUGUACAUAUGCAUCUCUACAGCAGGUAUACUUUCAACAUCACGGUUUUACAUUGAUUGCAAGCGUGAAUCCUUAGCUUAAAGUUUCGUGGUCUGUAUAGUAUGAAGUGACGUACUAAUAUAUAAUAGUGUUCUUCCAUCACAAAAUGUCUUGUUCUCAUCCCUAAAACAUUGUGUACCACAGUUUUUCAUAACUUGAAGUGAUACAUCUAAUUGCUUUGUGUCUGAACAUAUUUUUUUUUAUGCCAAAGGCAACCAUAUACUCCUUAUAAUUACCUUACUAGUCUUUCAUUUAACUGCAGGAUUUAUAGUUCUGUGUGUAUUACUUCGCACAGGACAGAGAUGGCCUGAUUGUCAGUAAUAGUUAAUAGCAAAUUAAUAGUUAUGUCAUGUCAAGUACAGGACCAGUGCUUGACAUGACUAUUAAUUUUGCUCCCGGUACAUUUUGACAAAGAAUGCGUGCCGUCCGUCUUGGUCAGUUUGUGUAUGUGCUUUAUAUGCCUACCUCGCCUUACCAUAAACAUUUAUGUGGACCUCUGUGGGAUGUGUUUAAUAGGUCUGUGGCAUGGAAUACGGUAGCUUGGGAAUGCCAACAUUCUGUAAAUAAAAAGCAUGGACUAAUGUCUGUCAGCCUGUGAAGAUUCCUACCUAAAUAAGCAUUACAUGUUUCUAAGUAUGUUUUUGGUGACACUUGUGCUGCCUGCUGACAAUGUCUGUGUGACCACCGUUGUGGCUUAGUGUUGUGCUGCUAAGCACGAGGGUGUGGGUUUUGUUUUCUUGCCAUGGUGGCCGCAUUUUGACCAGGGUAAAAUGCUAAAACACCGAUGUACAGUCAUGAGCAAUAUGAAAGGGAUCACCGAGUUCGUGUUUCAGAAAUGGUUAAUCGUGAUGUGCAGAUGCGAUUCUGUGUAUUGAUUUGCAAAAGAGACCUUUCCACUUGAAAAUUUCGAGUUGUGACCAUUUUAGCACUUGGCAACGGUGUUUAUAACAAUAGACUCUUGAAGGUAACUUCAUUGUUCCCUUUCAUAUUGCUCACAACUGUACUUAGACAUAAGUGCUUGUUAGGGAACCCCAAAUGUUCAAAAUUAAUUGUGAUGUUCCAUCUACAGCAGGGGUCUCAAACCCUUGACCUGCGGGCCACAUGCAGUCCUUAGACCUCUUGCUAGUGACAACUGACCUCGUCCCGUAUUUUCUUUAUCUUAGUAAGAAUAUUCAUGAGCUACACAGCCGUGACCAGUCUCGAGCAUGUUUCUCGUGAGGCACCCCAUGCGGUCAGCAUGUAUUAAAAUAUAACCGUGGGAUAAAAACUAUAGUUCAGAAUCGGCGUCAAGAUUUCAGUCGUUUUGGAGGUCAGUUUCGAUAUGUUUCUUGAAGCCUGACAUCUAAUCCCCUACAGAAAUGACCCACAUAUGACAUAUGUGAAAGGCCUUCUUUCAAAUGGCAAGAUUAGCUGGAACUUUGUUCAGACUCUUUCCCCCCACCCCCACUCCAACCUUCUUCACUUUCUCGGCCCAUGCGGGAGACUAAAUUUCGUGACUGCGGCCCGCAUGCCGAGGAGAGUUGAGACUCUUACUCUGCAGUAUGCCUCGUGAUAAUAUCGAAGUUUCGGCAUGCGAAACCCAGAGAAUUCAAUGAGAGUGUUAGAUAAUUGAAAAGAGCACUGUUUGAUCUGGAGCACAAGUAUUUUUUCUUUGCCAUAGAGAAGGCUGUUCAUUUGCUAACUCGUAAUGUGCCCAUGCUUUGGUAACUUAAGUUCAGCUAGUGUCUAACAAAUUGAUAUCUCCUUCUUCUCUGCAAAGGAUAGAUUCAGCCAGAAGUUACAGCCUAGUGUGCAUACAGUCACUUCUGCUGACUGUGCUUGACAGUUUUCACCAAGAUUCCUAACAGCAUUCUGCUUUGUUCUAGAAAGUUUGCGUUUGUGAAUCCUGGUGCAUGCUUGAAAAUUCAAGUUGAUCCACUGUAAAGGUCAGUGGUGUCUGCUAUAAGUGUACAUGUAGUAGGAGUAUUGCAGAAUUAACGUAAUGGGUACUCCAUGGCGUGAGACACACAAGUGGAUAAGAUCCAUUGUCAUGAUGCCCACCUUUACUUAAAGUCUUUACAGAAAAUGACUGCGUGAGCAGGUGUACAAGAAGAUACAACGGCAGGUGAAAUUUUCAUAGUCACAUAAGUCUUUUAAUCAUGAAGAAAUGAGGUGAAUGUGCAUAUUUAAAAAAAAUGUUGAAACCAAAUAUAUCACUCACAUAAUUAGAAGAAUCUCCGUGCCUUGUGCUUAGAGUGUUCUGUGUAUGUGUGAUUUUUUUCUGUAGUUAUCAAAGCAGGAUUUGUGCUAUGCUCAUUAUGUGGGACUAGUGAGCAUCAUUAUGAGGUCUGACCUUUUGUUUCAUUUUCAAAGAGUAUAACUUGUCACUUAAGUAUUAAAAUCUUUUUGGUAAAAAACGAAUUGGCUGUGAUGAACCAUCAUUGAGUCAAUGUCAAAUGUCAUGGUCCCCGUAUCUUCAGCUUAUAGUGAGCGAGUGCAAAUGAAGCUCAUAACAGUCUGUUAGUGGGAUUUACAUGAUUUGAUUGCUUUAAUGAUAACAUUUAGCAUCUGUUAAUUAUAAAUGAAACACAAGUAAGAAAAUUCCACAUGUUUGAAGCCUUCUCUUAUAUUCAUUUGCUAUUCGCUUUACAUAACAUUAUUAUAGGUGCUGCUUUCAAAAAAUAAAAUACUGAGUGGCUUACUUAAAGCAUAAUUUGAUAUCUGGUGGUCUCUUAUUAUUGUUUGCUUUUGUAGCAUAUCCAGUUGAUCAAAAUGUCAUGUAUUGAAGUUUUAUGGAAGUCUUGUAACGUGGCCAUAUUAGAGAAACCUCAUCAUUAUUUAAG